This is a messenger RNA of Panonychus citri (citrus red mite), 831 nucleotides long. RefSeq lists its product as uncharacterized. Bases 1 to 831 code for a protein of 276 amino acids. The record is from RefSeq and is a predicted model, not a curated record. The transcript has a single exon. NCBI's taxonomy places the organism in Eukaryota, Metazoa, Arthropoda, Arachnida, Trombidiformes, Tetranychidae.
AUGUGUACUCAAAAACGUCAACAAGCAAAGAACACAUUUGAAAAAGAUUUAUACAAGCUGAUGGUUAACUCUCUGUAUGGAAAAAGUAUUGAAGAUAAACGUAAACAUCAAAAAGUAAAAAUUGUCCUCAAUCGUAAAAUAGCAAAAAAAUAUUCAAAAAACCCACUAUUUGAUCAGUUUAUGAUCUUGGAUGAUGAUAAAGCGAUUUUCAAACUUAAAAAAGAUAUUGUUGUGUUGGACAAACCAAUUCAUCUCGGUUUCACCGUUUUAGAAUAUGCAAAGCUAUUGAUGUAUCAACUACACUAUGAUACGUUUAAAUCACAUUAUGGAUCUAAUAUCAAGCUUAUUUACACUGACACUGACUCAUUUAUAUACCACAUAAAAACAGAAAACUUUUACAAUGAUCUUGAUCAUUUCAAAAAUAUAAUGGACUUUUGUGACUACCCAAAAGAUCAUCCUCUCCAGUCAAAUCGUCACAAGAAAAUGUUGGGAUAUCUUAAGGAUGAAAUGAACGGAAAACCAAUUCAUGAAGUUAUUGCCAUUAAACCAAAAAUGUAUAUUAUUAUCAGUGAUGAAGGAGAAAAGAAAACAGCAAAAGGAGUACAAAAAAAUGUACUACAACAACAAAUAAUCAAAGAAGAUUAUUUAACAUGUUUAUAUAAUUUAGAAACAUUCAAACAUACAAUGCACCGAUUGCAAAGUAGAAAUCAUCAAAUAUAUGGAAUUGAAUUACGUAAAGUGACAUUAUCACCAUUGGACGAUAAACGUUGGUCAAUAAAUGCAGUUGAUACUUAUGCAUUUGGAAACCACAAUAUAAUGGAAACUGAUUAA